This is a messenger RNA of Pyrenophora tritici-repentis Pt-1C-BFP, 792 nucleotides long. The record is from RefSeq and is a predicted model, not a curated record. NCBI's taxonomy places the organism in Eukaryota, Fungi, Ascomycota, Dothideomycetes, Pleosporales, Pleosporaceae.
AUGGCGCCCAAUAAGGCCGGUGGCGAUGGCAAAAGCUUAGCAAAGGAGCAACCACUCUUCAAUCCUACCAUCGAAGAAAACUGGCCGGAAGAACCAUCGUCGUUGGAAGAGCUGGAGCAAUGGAUACUGGCCACGAAAGAAGCACUGCUUGCAUGGGUCACAGCUGCCCGGCGGCGAGCAGAUGGAAAUCGAGGGCCUGAUGCAUCCGCGACUACCCAGGAAGUCCAAAACCACAUCGCCCAAGCAGACAGGGUAUGGAAACAAUACGAGAGUUAUACGGACGAAGAUACCGGCCACAUCUAUGAGAGAUCUCGACGUUUACAGAUGGAAAAUGAUAUGAGGAGACAGAUGGAGCUACGGGAGGCGCUGCACAAGAGACUUGAUAUCCAUAACGCUGAUAUUGAACGAAAACACGCAGAUCAGGCCUGGGAAGAUUUUUUGUACUAUCAGAAUCUAUGGAACCGAAAAAACUUUGAUCCAGAGUCAAAGUACUAUGAAACCAAGAUGGAGCGAGAGUUCGAAGAGCGAAAGGACAAAGAAAAGCAAGCUACAGGCCAAGCACCAGACCCUGUUGGUGAUCCAGCAAGCAACACCAACAAGAAACCGACGGUAGUAGAUCAGACUAAUGCCCUAGAUGAUCAUUAUCGAAAUUGGCUAAAUCACAUGAUUCUGAUGUAUACCAGACUCAAACUCAGUUAUCUCAACCACUACGAGGUACAAUCAAUCAAACGCUUCCGCAAGGGCAGCUUCGCUAUGAGCAUUUGGAAGAACGCUUUCCACGAAAAAAACUGA